AUGCCGCUCGCUCCCACAGUCAGAAUAGUAUCCAGAUCUCCCCAAUACCAAAAGAGAUACCCAACGCUCGACUUGUUCCAUGCCAACGUGCACGAAGUCAACGCAACGACCGGAAACGCCGUGCCGUACAAUACAUCCCUCGGGAUCUUUGACUUCAGCGGCCCUAUUGAACUUGCCAUUGAACCGUCUAGAGACUCUUUUCCAUCGAUAGAUGCUGUUCGUGUUCGCCCCCUUUCCUACGGCCUGCGGGCAGAUGUCCGUGGUCGUGUCAUCUACUUGUCUCUCACUGAGCCUGCGAACCUCGUUGUCGAGCUCAAUGGGGACGUCUUUAACGUCUUGCAUCUCUUUCUGGACAGGGCCAAGAACGAUAGUUUCACGGAAGAGCAAGUCAAAGGAAACUCAUCCGUUAUUUACUACGACGCCGGAUACCACGAGCUCAGUGAGGUGGUGAACGUCACUUCCGGACAGACAGUUUAUCUUGCUCCUGGCUCCGUGGUACAAGGGGGCUUCAAUUUCGAGAAGAUCUCGGACGCAGCCAUUAUCGGGCGCGGGGUGCUCUACAAGAGUCCCAGCGAGGCCAUCACAAUCAGCUACUCCCAAAGGAUCCGCGUCGCGGGAGUCACCGUGCUCAAUCCAGCUCACUACUCGGUGAUGAUUGGCUCUAGCAGAGAUAUCACCGUCUCUGGCCUGCGGUCCAUCAGCGCGGUCCAGUGGGGCGACGGUAUUGACGUCUUUUGCAGUCAGGACGUGGUGCUUGAGAAGCUGUUCAUGCGUAACUCGGACGACUGCGUUGCUUUAUACCAGCACCGCUGGGAAUAUUACGGGGAUUCGAAGAACAUCACAUUACGGGACUCGUCUCUAUGGGCUGAUGUGGCACACCCCAUUCAUCUGGGACUCCACGGGAACCCUGACGCCCCGGAAGUGAUGGAAGGUGUGACGAUUUCGAAUAUUGAUAUUCUUGACCACCGCGAGCCGCAGGUUGAUUAUCAGGGCUGUCUGGCGAUUAACUGCGGGGACGAGAACCUACUCAAGGAUAUUCUUUUUGAAGAUAUCCGCGUCGAAGAUUUCCGGCUCGGUAUGCUUCUCAGCUUCAAGGUUCUAUAUAACCAGAAGUAUAAUCUGGCGCCUGGGAGGGGAGUUCACAAUGUUACAGUCAGGAAUCUGUCGUAUAAUGGGGUAGGAGGUAACAUCCCAGCCAUAGCGGGGUAUAACAAGGACCGGAACAUUCAGUUCGUGGACUUCCAGGGUUUGGAGGUCAAUGGUGUGCAUGUCUGGGAGGGUAUGCAGAAGCCAGGCUGGUAUUCUGCGGCUGAUUUUGUUCCCAUGUAUAUUGGUGCUCAUGUAGCAAACUUGACGUGGUCAGGUUAG
Messenger RNA from Aspergillus versicolor CBS 583.65, 1368 nucleotides. RefSeq lists its product as uncharacterized. Gene Ontology annotation, molecular function: polygalacturonase activity. Gene Ontology annotation, biological process: carbohydrate metabolic process. The transcript has 2 exons. The record is from RefSeq and is a predicted model, not a curated record. Lineage: Eukaryota; Fungi; Ascomycota; Eurotiomycetes; Eurotiales; Aspergillaceae. Bases 1 to 1368 code for a protein of 455 amino acids.